AUGUAUUCUUCUUCGUUGUUCACUCGCUCAAGAUCUCUCCCUCUCAGAAGAAAAACCCUAAAGAUUGACGACGACACGGCCUCCGAAUCGGAGAUCUUCUUCAACUUCCUCGUCAACGAACACUUAAACUUCUUCUCUUCUUUUCGGCAGCGAAAAUUAGGGUUAGGGUUUAGUGUGAUCUGUAAAUUCGUUCAACUACUCAAGUUGUUCAGUUACAAAAAAAAACUACUCAAGUUGCACCAUUGUUCCAAAAAAACCAACCAAUCAAAACCUCCCAACACAAUUGCGAAAUCAAACCUACUCGUUCCUUACGAAGAUGCUUCAUCAGAAGGAUCAUUCUUCCAUGCAGAGUCAGAUUUGGGAGAUGAUGAUGAUGAUGAUGAGGAGGAUCCACAGCUUUGUGGUGCCUUUGCAUGCGAGGCGAAGAAAAGGCCUGCUAUCGAUUACAUGGAGAGGUUUCAAGCAAACAUCAACUCCACCAUGCAUGCCAUCCUGAUCGACUGGCUCGUGGAGGUUGCUGAAGCGUUUAGCCUUUCGCCAGAGACUUUGUACCUGGCGGUGAACUGUUUAGACAGGUAUCUUUCGGGGAACGUGAUCACCGAGCUAAACCUGCAGUUGCUUGGUGUUUCAUGCAUCAUGAUUUCAGCAAAAUAUUAUGGUCGAGGAUCAGUGCGUGCGCCUCCUCGUCAGGUGGAGAGUUUCUGUUACAUCACCGAUUACACCUACUCGAGCAACGAGCUCCUGGAGAUGGAGUCUUGUGUUCUCAACUACUUGAAGUUCGAGUUAACAACUCCAACGGCAAACUGUUUUUUAAGCCGCUUUGUCCCUCAAGGCAAAAGAGAGGAGGAGGUCCUAUCCCACCUCUUGUUUGAGUCGCUAGCGAGCUAUCUUUGCGUAUUAUCUCUCUUGGAUUACGCUAUGCUUCGCUACGCUCCAUCACUCGUCGCAGCCUCUGCUGUUUUUUUGGCACGAUACGUGUUACAUCCUUCGAGAAAACCAUCGUGGAGCUCUACGCUGGAGCAUUACACACGGUACAGGGCUGAACAUUUGGAAGCGUGCGUUAAGAAUCUUCUUCGGCUAUGUCAUGAGAGUCCCUCAGGCGAUAAUGUAGUCGCAGUCAGAAAGAAGUACAGUAAAGCCAAAUACAAGUUUGCAGCAAACAUGAUUUACCCCACCUCACUGCCACAAGAGCUCUUCCUCUGAUUGGCUUCCUUUUUGUUUUUAAUUUCCUCGUCUUGUUGAUAGAAACUCAUUGGGUCAGAGACCAAUGUAUUCAGUUCGAUUGAUGGAAUCAACAUAAAACAAUUUAUAAAA
This is a messenger RNA of Brassica napus (rape), 1314 nucleotides long. Its product is annotated as cyclin-A1-2-like. Gene Ontology annotation, biological process: mitotic cell cycle phase transition; regulation of cyclin-dependent protein serine/threonine kinase activity. NCBI's taxonomy places the organism in Eukaryota, Viridiplantae, Streptophyta, Magnoliopsida, Brassicales, Brassicaceae. Gene Ontology annotation, molecular function: cyclin-dependent protein serine/threonine kinase regulator activity. The coding region runs from base 1 to 1203 and encodes 400 amino acids. The transcript has 3 exons. The record is from RefSeq and is a predicted model, not a curated record. Gene Ontology annotation, cellular component: nucleus; cytoplasm; cyclin-dependent protein kinase holoenzyme complex.